This is a messenger RNA of Theobroma umbraticum, 2633 nucleotides long. It is a transcript of the gene CNGC15, whose product is annotated as cyclic nucleotide-gated channel 15. Lineage: Eukaryota; Viridiplantae; Streptophyta; Magnoliopsida; Malvales; Malvaceae. Gene Ontology annotation, biological process: potassium ion transport; transmembrane transport. The record is from RefSeq and is a predicted model, not a curated record. Gene Ontology annotation, molecular function: voltage-gated potassium channel activity. Gene Ontology annotation, cellular component: membrane.
AAAUCUUUGGUUUUUAAGUCACUAAACUUGUUAAUGUACGAACCCGAUUAAUUAUAGGCGAGCAUAACGAGAAGGGUAUCUCUUCAUUGUUCCCACCAUGGAAAGUGUUGUUUAAACUUUCCAUUUCCAGCUUCUUUCCAGUUCAUUUCUUAAAUGAUUUUUAUGGGAAAUAAGAAAAGGGUUUCUGGGGUUCUUUUUCAUUCCUAGAGAUCACCAUCAGAUCAGUUGGGAACUGAAGUUUUCAGGAUUUUUGACAUGAUUUGGCCCCUAUGCUUAUCAAAUCCGAUAACUGAAAACAACUGCAACAACAUUUGGAAGAAAACCAUGGGGUUUGACACAUCAAGAUCUGUAAGAUUUCAAGAUGAUCUUGAAUUAGCAAAGCUCCCAACAAUCAAUGGAGAUGGUAUGAUAAAGCUGAAAUACCAUAUCAACGGAAAGCAAAAAUCAGAGUCUAGCACCAGGAGGGCUGAGAAGGAGUUGCCUAGUUGUAGGAGAGGAAGAUCCUUUAAAGCUAAAGUACUGUCAAGAGUUUUCUCUGAGGACUUUGAGAGAGUGAAGAAGAAGAUUUUGGAUCCUCGAGGACCUAUCAUUCGCCGAUGGAGCAAGAUUUUUCUAGUAGCAUGCUUAGUUUCUUUGUUUGUGGAUCCUCUCUUCUUUUAUUUGCCAAUAGUUUCGAAGGCAGUCUGCAUAGAUAUAGGAAUACCGCUGGAAGUUAUCCUGACCAUCGUUAGAUCAUUAGCUGAUGCCUUCUACAUAAUUCAGAUUUUCAUUCGUUUUCGGACGGCUUAUGUUGCACCUCCUUCUCGUGUAUUUGGGAGAGGAGAGCUUGUUAUAGAUUCCAGAAAGAUUGCUUCCAGGUACCUGCAGAAGAGUUUCUGGAUAGAUUUAAUUGCUGCCCUUCCCCUUCCUCAGGUUUUGAUUUGGAUAGUCAUUCCCAAUCUUAAGGGUUCAACAAUGACAAACACCAAGGACGUGCUUCGGUUCAUAAUCAUUUUUCAGUACCUUCCAAGACUUUUUCUUAUAUUUCCACUCUCAUCACAAAUUGUCAAAGCCACUGGUGUCGUGACAGAAACAGCAUGGGCAGGCGCUGCCUACAACCUGAUGCUCUACAUGCUGGCAAGCCAUGUUUUAGGAGCUUGCUGGUACCUUCUUUCCAUAGAGCGGCAAGAAGCCUGCUGGAGGAGUGCCUGUGAUCUUGAGGAUUCAUCCUGUCAGUAUAAAUAUUUGGAUUGCCACAGGGUUAAAGACCCCGGCAGGGAUACCUGGUUCAGGUCCAGCAAUAUUUCUUCCCUAUGCAGUCCAACGUCUUCCUAUCAAUUUGGUAUAUAUGGUGAUGCAUUGACAUAUGAUGUCACAGCCUCACCAUUCUUCAACAAGUACUUUUACUGCCUUUGGUGGGGUUUAAGGAACUUGAGUUCUUUGGGACAAAAUCUUGAAACAAGCACUUAUGUUGGAGAAAUAAUGUUUGCCAUCAUAAUUGCAACUCUUGGGCUGGUUCUCUUCGCACUGCUCAUUGGGAAUAUGCAAACAUACCUUCAAUCCACCACGGUUAGGUUGGAAGAAUGGAGAAUCAAGAGAACUGAUACAGAACAAUGGAUGCGUCACAGGCAGCUUCCUCCUGAGUUAAGGCAAUCUGUAAGAAAAUAUGAUCAGUAUAAGUGGCUUGCUACAAGAGGAGUUGACGAAGAAACUCUACUCAAAGGGCUUCCCUUGGACCUCAGGAGAGACAUCAAACGCCACCUCUGUCUUGACCUUGUCCGACGAGUACCGUUGUUUGAUCAAAUGGAUGAAAGGAUGCUUGAUGCAAUCUGUGAGAGGCUAAAGCCUGCCUUGUGCACCCAAGGCACAUUCCUAGUCCGUGAAGGUGAUCCCGUCAACGAGAUGCUCUUCAUAAUCCGAGGCCACCUAGACUCUUACACUACCAAUGGCGGCCGUACUGGAUUCUUCAACUCUUGCAGAAUUGGCCCUGGAGACUUCUGCGGCGAGGAACUGCUAACCUGGGCCUUGGAUCCUCGUCCCAGUGUCAUUCUCCCAUCUUCAACUCGCACUGUCAAAGCAAUAUCAGAAGUAGAGGCCUUCGCUCUUAGAGCAGAAGAUCUCAAGUUCGUGGCAUCACAGUUUAGAAGACUGCACAGUAAACAACUUAGACACAAAUUCAGGUUCUACUCACACCAGUGGAGAACAUGGGCUGCCUGUUUCAUACAAGCAGCAUGGCGUCGGUUUAAGAAACGAAGAGAAGCAGCUGAUCUUAGAGCUAAAGAGAACCUCAUGGCUCCUGCUGAACCUGCACCAGCAACGUCCGCACCUGGUUCAGGCUUGGCUAUGUAUGCAGCCAGGCUAGCAGCAAGCAAUAGGAGAGGUGUUAAUUUGCAUUCCGGAUCUGAUUCUGGUGUUGUCAGCUCCUUGCAGAAACCAGCAGAGCCAGAUUUUUCUGUCGACGAGGAAUGAAUUAUAACACUCCCCAAAUCGGGGGGAUCUAGUCAUGUGUAGGUAUCACCGAAGAAAAUGCCUGUAAAUUUUGUUUGUUUUCUUUUCCUAGUCUGUAAACAGAAAAAUGGACUCUGAAAUUCUUGUUUCAAAGUAUUUAUCUAUAUAGAAUACAGGGUGGAAAUUCUUUACACAAGUUUCGCAAA